Messenger RNA from Cherax quadricarinatus, 5610 nucleotides. RefSeq lists its product as uncharacterized. Gene Ontology annotation, molecular function: protein kinase binding; protein tyrosine phosphatase activity. Gene Ontology annotation, biological process: signal transduction; peptidyl-tyrosine dephosphorylation. Gene Ontology annotation, cellular component: cytosol; cell junction; plasma membrane. The record is from RefSeq and is a predicted model, not a curated record. Lineage: Eukaryota; Metazoa; Arthropoda; Malacostraca; Decapoda; Parastacidae.
CUUAGACGGCAUGGGAGACUACGUUCCGUGAUGUAAUUCACCUCAUUAUCUUAAGAAGUAUGUAACAGAAAGUGCACAAAUGAUUCUUUUGAAGUUGUGCACGAAGACUUCUAUCUUGUGUGUAUAUUAAUCUUGGCACGAGUUGAAAGAAUCUGGAGAACAGUUGUGUGUGGUGUUAACGGAGAGCCUCAACCUUGUGUGUUGAACCCCUAAGGCACACCACAGCAAGUCAAUCGUCACAAAUUUUUCAUUGUGGUUAACUGAACAACUUAAAUUACAAAGGCCGUCUCCUACAGUGCCAGCGUAACCCGAAAAAGAAGACACCACUCAGUCACCGCCCUGCCAAAGAGCGUCCUACCAAGCAGACCAAGAAACACUCCCAGAUGCUAGCCUAAAGCCGACCCACUGCCUGCAAAAACGACAAUGGCGCCGCCAGCCACUAGAUGGCUCUGCCUACACCUCCUAUUCCUACUGACUCAUAUUGUGAAAGGACAGCUGAGCGUUGGGGGCGCCGAUUCCUUCCUCAUCGGAGACUUUGAUGUAACUGGGAGUAUAGCAGAAAAUAAUGCCGACUCUCUUAUUAACGCUACUAAUGAUGCUGAGACGACCGAAGAUGCAGAGAGUCACAACGCCCUCACGUCAGAUGAUCUCACGACAACUACUACCAAGCCUGCAGAAGAUACAACCAUUCCAGACUUCGAAGACCUAACAGAUGAACUAGAAGCUACUACAGAUUCUAGUGUUCUUCAUGAUGACAGACUUAACAAGAGAAUGGGAGUUAUGGAAUAUUUCGAGUCUCCCACUGACCUCGAGAUGACGAUAGAUAGUUUCAAAGAAGCUGUAAGCACUACAACUGUACCCCAGCUGACACGCCGCAUUAUAUUCUCUGGAGAAGUAUCACUCACACCAACAGUUCCUGAGCAGUCUGCAGCAUUUACUCGACCGUCAUCAUUAGUUCGUGUUCUCACUGAUGAAGAUGAGUGGUUGCCUAACUGGCCCUCGCAUCUUUUGGAUAAUGGUAGCAGACCAUCACGAAGGCCAACAAUAAGAUUCCCAACUGACCCUCCACCAACUGCAAUUGCUCUUCCUUCAGUUUCUUCUGUUCCACAAGUGCCUUCGAUUUUGCCAUCGUUUACAGUAAGCAAAGUUCCAGUCACACAAUACUUCUUUGAUCUACCUUCAGUUGCCCCAACACCUGUUCCAGGACCUCUGUUUGAUCAAGAUGACCUCAGUUUGUCAGGUUUAGCCUCACCUUCUACUCAGCCCGACUUUAACCGACCGGUUAUUGAACUAUCCUCAAGCAUUUCAGAACUGCAAUCCAGCGCACUUUUUGAAGCUGCAAGACCAUUUACUGUCACCCCCUCACUAUCCAAUUCGCAUUCAUCAAUGUUCGCAGAAGCUGAAGUUACAUUUGUAUCUCAUACUCAAGCCGCUACUCCAGCUACAGACUUUACUCCCUCUUUAUCUUCUGUUAUACCUAACGGGGUAGUAGGGAGUGAAGUUAUUAACCUAGAUGAACUGAAUGGUGAUAAUUUAACAGUCAUUGCUGAUGAAGCCCAAGAUUUGAGCCCACAAACCACGGGACAAAAACCUCCACAGGAUCAUCUAGAUUCUCCUGGAGAUGACGAUUACUACGAGUCCACGACAGCCGGUGACAUUUCUGUUGAUGAAUCUACUAGCACUGACUCAGUGUUACCAGGUAUAGAUGAUCUACAACUUGUCUCUUCUGCCACCACCACUUCUCGAACUCCAUCCAUCCCUGCUAGUGGCAGUGGGCUAGUAACAACUACAAGAACAAAUGCCCUGGGUAGUGUAAAGCCAACUUUUAUACGUACUUCGCAGGCUGCAAACUCCUCUAGAACCCCCUUGUGGAUGCUUUUAUCGCAGUCAUCGCCUUCUCGAACUGUAAAUACACAGCCAUUAAGCACGCAGCGAACAUCUUCAGCCAUUACCCCAGCUUCCAAUACCAUUACUGCUUUUGUCACUUCCAGAUUUCCCAACGACGCGAGUAUAACUGAAGCAUUAGAAUCGGAAGUCUCCUCAGCUCCUACCCUUACUCCCUCCACACUUAGCACUGAGGACAUACUCGAGACUUUCGCACAGUCACCAACAACCAGUUUAAAUGAUUUUAGUGUCCAGCCCACACUCGAAAGCGACAGCUUAACAGAUGUAAUUUUCACUCCUUAUCCAGAGGAAUCAAUAUACACCACUCCUAAUCUUGCCUCAUUGUCUAUCUUUCCUACAGAAGACAUUACAGAUUACUUUACUUCUAAACCUCUUGUUACCGAGAGUAUAGAAAUAGCCUCAAGUGAUGCUAUAAAUUUAGAUACCGAAUUUUCAAAGAGUAAAAUUCCAUAUUCUUCACAAACAAUAUUUCAACCAAUAUCUUUGGUCAGUCUGACAGAAGUAAAUGAAGUGACACCUCUGACUGAUAGUGCCACUUGGACGCCUGUUUUGGAAUCAACAGAAAACACUAUUCAGAGUAUGCCAGUAGCCUCUUUAACUCCAAUAACACUUAUUACUGCAAAUGUUUCUCAUAUGUCCCCAGAAAUGACUGGCGGUUUUACACCAAUUAGGAGUGAAACUAUUCAGCCUAGUAUUUUUACUGAAAAUAGUGACAUAUUGCCUGAUAUUAGCAGCAUUCCUUUCCCAAUUUCUAUCACUGCAUUAGUUGAGAGCACUGCCACACACACUGCACCAUUUGAUGACUUCAGCACAGAAAUUGCACCCUCUACUUCUGUCUCUGAUUUCUUUGCUACCUCUAUUGAGCAGGAAAAUGGCCGCGAGUCAGAGAGUGCCAUGCUUAGUGAACCUUCGGUUCUAGAUGAAUAUUUAACCUCUAGUGUUAUUGAAAAUUAUGAAGUUGAAUCUUCUCCUAUUGCUUUCCCUACAGCAGAUUACACCCCUUUGAAGAAUGAACAUACCUCCAUACCCCUGGUUACAGCAUUCACAGAACUUGUAUCAACCUCUCCCUCAAGCAGUUCUGCUGUUUCUGAGGAAAAAUCCUCAGUGGUAGAGACAAACCCUGAACCCACUAUUAUAGUAACAGAAAAACUACCUUCUUUCCCAACUAUGUUUGUUCCAGAAAUAUUCCCAAGCUCUUCUGGCAUACCAGUUUCAGUUACCCCAUCAGCAACAGAUAUAACAAGCAAAUCUUCAUUACCCCCACUUGCUUCUGUCUUGCUAGAGUCCUCGGAAUCCACAAUUACCCAUGAUAUCCCCAUGUCCUCAGCAUCUGUAGCUACUCUCCCCACUUCCUUCGCUAGCUCUAACUUGGACUCACAAAUAUUGGUUGCCCCGACAGCCAUAGGUGUCGCCACUGAAAGUUCCACACAUGUACAUCUAGAAGAACCCAUUGAAGGUACUGAAGGUGGCACACAUGGAGAAUCUCCUGAGAAGGAAUCGACAACAGUGGAAAGGUCAUCUUCCUCGUCAACAUCUGGCACUCCCACACCUGUAACAGUGAAAUCUCCAAUGUCUACUACUACAGCAACAAAGACAAGCACAACUAAAGUCACAAUCCCACAAACCACCACCACCACCACCACAGCAGUUCCCACAACAUCCUCAAGUGAAGUGCCCAUCUUUAUAACCCCAACCGAGACAACACCAUCUCUCACUACAUUAGAAACACUCUCAAAUGGUACUGUGGUAAAGUGUCAGCUUCCUUUCAUCAGGGCUCUUGUAGCUUACAGUAAUGGAGAAUUCUGUCACCACAAGAAAAACUUCCGUUCACUGCUUUCACAGUGGAUUAGUCGGCAUCUGGAAGGAAAAGUGUAUGUGGAGCCUCAUGAAAUUGAGUUUUUCAACAUGCCAGAUUGCAGUGUGCAUAAACCAUCAUCUGUUGAACACAGUCAUCCUCAAUCUGAAGUCAAUAAAACAAAUGUGUACUUCUACGUCACUAGUGCUGGCAAAAUCAACCCUAAUCUCACUAAACAAUUUCCACUUUUUCCAAUGGACAUCAAAAUUAGUGAAGACCUGACCUACCUGAAACCGAAGGUGUCACAGUUGGAGUUGAUGACAGCUAAGCACGAUGAUCGUGGUCCUACAAACACCAAUCCCUUACAAGAAAAAGAGGCUUCAGUUGGCACCUCCGCUAUUGUCAUCAUUGUUAUCUGCAGCAUUGUUGGUGUUACAGUUAUUGCAGCUCUUCUCUUCUUUUGCUUUCCUUACGUUCUUAAGAUGGUCGUCAAGAGACGAGGCUCUACAAACAACUAUUAUGGGCGUCGAUGCACACCUGUCAGCAUGGAUGCCUACAGUAUGGACAGUGUUUCUGUAUAUCGCUCCUUUAGACGUAAGAGCAAGAGACGAGCUUCUGGCAGAUCUGUUAAGUCUUACUUAAACCAGGCCUUUGAUGAUCCAAAUGGCCCCACACGCCUCCUGAACUUUGCCAAGCUUACUCACUUUAUCUCUGACAUCGAUGGUGUAUAUGAAGAGUUUGGAACUAUUCCGGUGAAUAUGCCAAAAUAUGACGAGUUACCAUCAGGUGUAGAAGAUAAAAACAGAUAUGCAAAUGUUAUACCAGUGCCAGAAACUAGAGUAGUGCUGAAAUUGCCAAAGGAUUCACACAACUCUGAGUACAUCAAUGCCAACUAUGUGAGAGGUGCCAGGAAUGAAUCCAAGUACUAUAUUGCAACACAGGCUCCUUUGGAUGACACUGUAGCAGACUUUUGGAGAAUGAUUUGGGAGCAAGAAACAAAGGUGGUAGUGAUGCUUACGGAUUUUGUAGAGAAAGGGAUUGACAAGUGUGCAGACUACCUGCCACCAUCAGAAACACUAGAUUGCCACAGAUUAUAUGGAGAUUUCCAGGUGACCCUCAAAUCUAGAGAUAUGAGAGAAAAAUUUGUGGUUUCAAAUGUUCAACUCAAGAACCUGGAGAAUAACUUAGUCCGUGAGGUGGCCCAUAUGUGGUUUACUGGAUGGCCAGCAUCAGGCGUUCCUAAUGAAGAGACAGCAUUUAUAUCUUUUAUUCUUGAUGUGAGGAGGACACGUAAAAAGCUCAGAGCCAAGGGACCUAUACUUGUACAUUGCAGCCCAGGAACUGGCCGUACAGGUACAUUUUUGGCAUGUGACAUUGUUAUGAGACAGUUUGAGGACCAACGCAGUGUAGAUGUUCCUAGGACAGUGUAUUCUAUCAGAAGAGACCGAGCAGGUGCUGUUCAGACUAAGGAGCAGUAUGCUUUCAUCUACAGAGUAAUCAAUCUAUACGCAUCUAAGCUUACAUCGGGCAACCUGGACUCUCUCUAGUGAAGUAAUUCUCCUUCAUCAUUUAUCUGACAAAACAUAGGUCCUGUUAUUCCUAGUUUUCUUGUACAUGUUGCACUUUAAAUGAUAAUCAUAAAAUACAUUGACAAGUAGGUGCCUUUCACUCAACAAAAGUGCAAUACAAGUCCUAUUUCUCAAAUUGCCUGUUAUGCAUUAUCAAUACAGUACUAUGAGAGUAUACAUGUGUAUAUAACAUUAGAUCUACAGUUUAACUGUAGCAAGUGUCAUGAUUAUGUAGUUAUGUUCGUCACGGUACUGUGACUACUGAAAAUAAGACAAUCAUGUACAAACAAGAAAAAGAUAUUUAGUACAUAAAUAUUUAUUGUGUAUUUUUAUAAAAAUAAU